AUGGCGAUGAUGCAAGGGGUGCAGAAGAACAAUCUGUACGUGGGAGGGCUAGCGGAGGAGGUCGACGAAUCCAUCCUCCACGCCGCCUUCAUCCCCUUCGGCGACAUCAAGGACAUCAAGACGCCGCUCGACCAGACCACGCAGAAGCACCGCUCCUUCGGCUUCGUCACCUUCCCCGAACGCGAAGACGCCGCCGAGCUCUACUGUCGCGUCCUCAGCCGGGAAGGAGAGAAGGAAGAGGAAACUGAGAUCAAGGAUGAUCUUGUGGCCAAGACUGAAGAUGAGGUUCUACCAAAAAUAGAAUUACACUGA
Molecule: messenger RNA, 312 nt
Organism: Sphenostylis stenocarpa
Lineage: Eukaryota; Viridiplantae; Streptophyta; Magnoliopsida; Fabales; Fabaceae
Source: the annotation of a GenBank genome assembly